AUUAGUUAUUAGUUUGGCGACUAUUUUUGUGGUGCCUUCUUUCGCCAUUCUUCCAAAAAAGUUCGCGAAUUGAAUGCAUUGGAAUUUCGGGUUAUUGAACGAAUGAAUGUCGUCGAACUAUGCCACGGCCUCCAAGGCCAAUUACGCCGCCGCGCAUGAYACCGUGUCUCCCGUCGCCUCCCCGGACAACUCCGUCAAGAGCGAAAAGAAAAAACGGUUUGUUAUUCCAAAGAUCUUCAGUUCAAAGAGAACCGAGAGGCUAAAUUCGGACGAGGAAUUGUUUAAAUUAGCAGAUGGGGAAGGCAGCGAUGUUGAUCUUGGGAAAGGAAUUGCGUCAAGAAGAAAAGCUUUCAUGGAGUCAUCCCCCGUUAUCAGAAAAAGCUUCUCAGAAAGACAGACAAGUGCGGGAAUCCAAAGCUUAAACCUGUCCAACUUCGAGCCAUCGUCUAUGACACCUCCAAAUGAGAUCAAGAACUUCCGGGUUUUCGUAGCGACCUGGAAUGUGGGAGGCAAAACUCCCAACAAUGGCAUUGACCUCGAAGAUUUCCUACAAGUGGAAGGCUCCGCAGACAUUUAUGUGAUUGGGUUCCAGGAAAUAGUUCCUCUGAAUGCGGGAAACGUGCUGGUUUUGGAAGACAACGAACCCGCAGCGAAAUGGCUGGCGCUAAUAAGCCAAGCCAUAAACAAGCCGGAGAAGGGGUCCAUUUUCGGGGGUUGUGAUUAUAAAAUGUCGAAGGAUUCAAAGACGCUUUCUUUCUUCCAAAAGCCAUCACUGAAAAUGCUGAGCAGGAACCUGAGGCCGGUGGAUUGCAGUCUUCUGAAGGCGUGCAACUGCCCCAUCGAAUUGGGAUCGCGGGAGAGACGGCUGAGGAAGCUGAACGACGACCACACGGGCGAUAUGGACUCCAUAAUGUCUCCACAUGGAAGCAGCUUCAUGAUGGAUCAGUUCAUUUCCAUUUCGGAGCUGGCUUCCUCAAGAUCAGCGGAAGGGGAGAUGAUGAAGUACAAGCUCAUUUCCAGCAAGCAGAUGGUCGGCUUGUUCCUCUCGGUUUGGGCUCGUAAGGAGCUCGUCCCUCAUAUUGGUCAUCUCCGAGUCUCCACCGUCGGAAGAGGAAUAAUGGGUUGCCUCGGAAACAAGGGAUGCAUAUCAAUUAGCAUGUCAGUGCAUGAGACAAGCUUUUGCUUCGUUUGCAGCCACUUGGCAUCCGGUGAGAAGGAAGGGGACGAGCUCAAAAGAAAUGCAGAUGCAGCCGAGAUUCUCAAGAGCACGCAGUUCACCAAGAUUUGCAAGAAGCCCAAUCGGCGAGCCCCGGAGAGAAUUAUGGAUCAUGACCGGAUAAUAUGGCUCGGAGACUUGAAUUACCGGGUGUCUUUGAGCUACGAGGAUACGAGGAAUUUACUGGAGGACAAUGACUGGGACAGGAUCCUACUCAAGGAUCAGUUGAAUGUAGAGAGAGAAGCAGGGAGAGUUUUCUGUGGGUUCAGCGAAGGACGGAUCCAAUUUGCACCCACUUACAAGUAUUCCCAAAACUCGGACUCAUACGCCGGAGACACCGUCAAAUCCAAGAAAAAACGCCGAACUCCAGCAUGGUGCGAUAGAAUAUUGUGGCGGGGGAAUGGGAUGGAACAACUGUGUUACGUUCGAGGGGAAUCGAGGUUUUCGGAUCACAGGCCGGUUUGUGGAAUGUUUUCUGUAGCUGUGGAAUUGAGAAACAGAAGCAACAGGUUUAGAAAGGGAUACUCAUGUGCAGCUCCCAGGCUCCAAUUUGAGGAUUGUGUAAUACCAAAAAGGCAUAGCUUCUACGAGUUCUAAUCCCAUACUCUUUUAUAGCUUUAAAAAUUUGUAUAUUUUCUUUUUCCUUUUAGAUGAAAAAAAGGGAGAGUAAGCUAAGCUAUACCACACCCUAAUUUUCAACCAACAAUUUCAAAACAAGAUAUAGCACUUUUAGCUGCACA
Messenger RNA from Momordica charantia (bitter melon), 1956 nucleotides. It is a transcript of the gene BST1, whose product is annotated as DNAse I-like superfamily protein. The record is from RefSeq and is a predicted model, not a curated record. Lineage: Eukaryota; Viridiplantae; Streptophyta; Magnoliopsida; Cucurbitales; Cucurbitaceae. Gene Ontology annotation, biological process: phosphatidylinositol dephosphorylation. Gene Ontology annotation, molecular function: phosphatidylinositol-3,4,5-trisphosphate 5-phosphatase activity; phosphatidylinositol-4,5-bisphosphate 5-phosphatase activity; inositol-polyphosphate 5-phosphatase activity.